AUGACUGCGUGGAACGUGUUCCGAUACAUAGGAGAUAUCUCCCACCUCCUGUCAAAAUGCAUCCUGAUGUACGCGAUACACCGCAAUAGAAGUGCUGAGGGCGUCUCUCUCAUUACCCAGGGCCUGUACGCCAUUGUCUUCUGCACACGCUACCUCGAUAUAUUCACUGCCCAACCGCUAUGGAACUUCCUCUUCAAGCUCUUCUACAUAUCGUCAUCUUUCUACAUCAUCGCAGCGAUGCAGUGGAUCUUCCCUCGCACCAGAGAGCGUGAGAUUUCCUGGAAGGUCGGAGCCGGUGUCUUUGCCGGCUCGUUGCUCUUGUCUCCCUUCGUCAUGCUCAUCUUCGAGAACUGGUGGAGCUUCCAAGUCUGGCUUUGGGACUUCUCCCAGAUACUUGAGUCCGUCUGCGUCUUGCCCCAGCUCCUCCUGCUCCGGCAGACGACCGUCCCGACCGUCAUCGACUCCUUCUACCUCCUAACCCUUGGCUCCUACCGUGCCUUCUACCUCAUCGGCUGGAUCUCCCGCGAGCUCGACAUCAACGACAAGGCCCCGAACACCGUCUCCGUCAUCUUCGGUAUCAUCCAGACGGCCCUCUACGUCGACUUCGCCUGGGUAUACUACACCCGCCAGCGCGUCAAGCUCCGCAACGGCGGCGUCGUCGACGCCGAUGACAUGCGCCGCGGCUGGUUGCUCAACAGGAUCUUCGGCAAGCGCAUCGAUGUGCAGUCUGACGACGAGGAGAGUGCACCGGCGCUUGGCGACAACGAGGGCCAGGCUCGCCGGGGUGGCCGGCCCAAGUGGGGUGCCCGCGGCAUCUCCGUCAGUGCCGACGAUGGCGUCCUGGACACCGAAAGGGACAACCAGCGCCGGGCUGAGGAGCUCGACGGCGUUGUUGACCCCGACGCCAAGAUGCAGGACCCCGAUGAACUUGCCCGUGUACUGGACGAUGAGGACGACGAUGACCCACGCCACGCUGCCGGUAGCAGCGGCGCGCCCAACGGAAUCAAUAACGGUUCGGAGUGGCGCACCUAG
This is a messenger RNA of Colletotrichum graminicola M1.001, 1032 nucleotides long. RefSeq names its product ER lumen protein retaining receptor. The record is from RefSeq and is a predicted model, not a curated record. Gene Ontology annotation, cellular component: cis-Golgi network; endoplasmic reticulum; membrane. NCBI's taxonomy places the organism in Eukaryota, Fungi, Ascomycota, Sordariomycetes, Glomerellales, Glomerellaceae. Gene Ontology annotation, molecular function: ER lumen protein retrieval receptor activity. The coding region runs from base 1 to 1032 and encodes 343 amino acids. Gene Ontology annotation, biological process: endoplasmic reticulum to Golgi vesicle-mediated transport; protein retention in ER lumen. The transcript is spliced from 4 exons.